Messenger RNA from Parasteatoda tepidariorum (common house spider), 2963 nucleotides. Its product is annotated as nose resistant to fluoxetine protein 6-like. NCBI's taxonomy places the organism in Eukaryota, Metazoa, Arthropoda, Arachnida, Araneae, Theridiidae. Gene Ontology annotation, molecular function: acyltransferase activity, transferring groups other than amino-acyl groups. The record is from RefSeq and is a predicted model, not a curated record.
UGAAAUUCUUGAUCAAAUAAGCCCGUGUAAGUUUCAUUUAAAGAAUUUUAUUCGUUGAAAAGUUCUCUUAAUUGAUAUAAUAGUCUGAAAUGAAAUUAUUAAUUAUAGAAGCAUUUCUUGUUAUUUUAUGCUUCAUAAAAGUAGCAGAAAAUGUGACAGCGAUGGAAUCCUUAAAAAAUAGCUCUGAAAAUUUACUAAAAAAGCCUAUGGAUUUAGAACAUAGUGCUGUGCUGAAGUGGAAAAAAUUUGAUGCUAUUUUAAAAGACAUGUCAUCUUUGUCGGUGAAAAAACUUUUUCCAUAUUUACUCCGUGCUAAUGAAGGUGUUAAUUUGUCUACAAGUUGCUCGCGUAGUGUAUUUAAAUUCUUAACAGGUGUAAAGCAAAUGAAAUUGUGGGCAUUCAAAAUGUUAGACGCUUCGGGAAAGCUCCCCAAUGGUAUAUUGAGUGGAUCCAUCAAUUCACUGGGUGAAUAUGAUGAGUGUAUUGAUGUCAAUGUUACAGGACAUUUCCAAGGACAGUAUUGUACAGUCUAUGUCCAACCUCCGCUACCCGAAAGACUCCGUUUCGUUUCAGCAGAUUCAGAAAUCACAGAAUUCAUGAACAUCACUGAUCGAAAUACGGUUACGGGAGAGCUGUUACGCCGAGCAAGGUACUAUUAUCAUUUAAAAUUUCGUACGAGCGUGUGCGUUCCAUCAUCAUGCAGUCGAGAUGAGGUAGAGAAGAUUGCAAAUAAAGUGAUGGAAGCAAUUGGCGUUGAGUUUAAUAUUACCAUACCGAAUUGUGAAAUCAAGGAAAAACAAAUAGUUCUCAGCGUAAGCCAGAUUGUGGUUAUUGUAAUUUUAUCAGUUUUACUCCUUUUUGGAAUAAGUGCAACAGCAAUCGAUACCACGAUUAUUCUUCGGAAAAGCAAGGAUGCUGAAAAGAAACUAAGUUUCUUCUUAAAAUGCAUACAGUGCUUUUCUUUUUAUUCUAAUACUGUCCGUUUGCUUAAAAAAGAUGAUUCGCCAGAUACGAUUAAAAUAUUUCAUGGAAUGAAAGUCGUCACAUUACUGUGGGUUAUCUUGAAUCAUACCUACUACUAUAUCAAUUUUCAGGCAGGAAGUUCUCUUUUAGUUGCUAGAGAAAAGGGAAAAGAGAUUUUAUUUCAGUUUGUUAUCAAUGGAUUUUUAAAUGUGGAGACAUUUUUCUUUAUUAGCUCUGUACUAGUUGCUUAUGGAGUUAAGAAAAUGAAGGCAAGGACCCUUAAUGUGCCACUUUUCAUAAUUAGAAGAUUCUGGCGGCUGUCUCCUUCAUUCAUGCUGGUUAUUGUCAGUGUGCAGCUGAUGCCUCUUCUCGGAUCAGGACCAGUCUGGAAAGAGACUGUUGUUCAAGGUUUGACUGAAAAAUGUCAAAAUUAUUGGUGGGCCAAUUUUCUGUACAUAAAUAACUUCAUUCCCAGCGCAAAGGCGUGUCUACCGUGGCAUUGGUAUAUCCCAGUUGACACGCACCUGUAUAUGUUAAGCUUAGUUGUUCUUAUUCCUCUUAAAAAACAUCCUCUGCUUGCUUUUGUGCUCAAUGGAGUGAUUCUUGUUUGCGGCAUAAUCAUUACAGCUGUUAAUAAUGUCUACUAUAGACUGCCUCCUACUGCGAUAUACGUUUACAAUCAUCCAGAGGACAUUGAUUAUUAUGUUGACAACGGAUACUUCCGGACGUAUCUACAUUGUUCUACAUACUGUGUAGGGCUAACAGUCGGCUACAUUAUUGCUUCAAAACCCGAACUUCGCAUUCCAAAGAUAAUUAAUUUAUGUGGAUGGAUUACAUCUUUUGUUCUUGCUUUAACUGUUCUAUACGGUGUCUAUGAAUGGAAUCAAGGCAAAGUUCCUAGUCUGUUGAUAUCUACCCUUUACACAUGUGCCAACAAGUUAAUUUGGUCUCUUGCUCUAGCUUGGGUGACAAUUUCGUGCAUGACAGGAAAUGGAGGUAUCGCGACUAAACUAUUGAGCUGGCAAGUAUUUGUUCCUUUGGGUCGGUUAACUUAUAUGACUUACCUAAUUCAUCCCCUUAUACAAUUUAUAUAUAUUGGUAGUUCAAGAACUUUAAUGAGAACUGAUCACAGAACUUUGAUUUACAUGUAUCUGGCUAACGUUGUGUUAGCUUUUAUGUGUGCCUAUGCAUUGAGCCUAGUGUUCGAAUCUCCCUUCAUGGCUAUUGAGAAACUAUUAUUUACACACAGAAGAAAUACAAAAUCAGAUGACCCAAUAGGAACACCACAGGCAAUGUCUGAAAAAAAUAUGGGUACUGCUGACUUUCAACAACGAGAGUCUUUUCCUAAGGAAAUAACGGAAACAGAAGCAAGAAUCCGUAGAUGAAAGAAUAGUCUAUUUUUAUAAUGUCAUCUGUGGAUAUAUUGAAUAUUAAUUGAAAUAUCACACUUUUUUUUGUAAAACUUUAGAGUGAAUAUUUUGUUAAACUUUAUUGUGAAUAUUAUGAUGAAUAUCAAAUACUUUUUAUUGCUUUACAUUUAUUAUCCUAUCGAAGAGUUAGGUGAGGGAAAAUGAAAGCCUAUGGACUAGUAAGUGUAAUUUAGAAUGGUUCAAGCGCGUGAAGCAUGAAUUAAAAUGUAUGUAAUCAAGAAUGAUGCAAAUCAUUAAUAUAUAAACUUUUGUAAAUUAAAAAAAAUAUUAAAGAUUGAGUACAUAUUUUAUUUUUAAAAAGGAUUAAUUUUAUUGCUAAUGUUUACUAGUAGUAGUAGUUAGAAAGCUGCAACAGCAGAUUCGUCCAACGUAUCUGGUAAUUUAACAGUUCCCAUUUUAAGAGUUGUUCUUCGCGGCAAAGUUUCUUUUACCUGGUAUAGUAGUUUAAAAUUUUAAGUAUAGAAAAAAGUAAGUUCUAGUAAACCUAGAGUAAAGCAUGAAGUUUCAAAUGAUGAAAGUAUAUUUUCAAAAUACCAAAAUGCAAACAAACUAGAUUACUCAGAAUUACGC